CUUCUCCUCCUCCUCCUCCCUCCCCAGCAGCGCACCUCGGAUGCAGUGUGUCCAGCAGCGGAGCAGCUCUGAGCGGACACAUCUCCAGCAGAGCCGCCGUUCGUCCCUGCCGCAGAGCCUAAACCCAAACGAUGACAUUCUUACAGAAACCUCAGAGGCAAACAUCCAUCUGACAACUCCAGCCCUCCUCCCUGCACCCCUCCUGAGCCGCUCCUUGCUGUCAAGUGCCCCCUAUCCAAUCAUUCGGCCCAGUUCAUCAGCCCGUCCCCUCAUCAGGACCAUGAUGCUCAGCAGCUCCGUAGAGGUGCCCAGCCCGGGCGGGAUAGGCGCUCUGAGCGGACUGAGCGCUGCCGCCCGGAAUGUGGUGCGCUCCUCCAGCAUCUCGGGGGCCAUGUACAGCCUGGAGAAGAGUCCCAGCAGCGGGGGUCCCGAUUCAGCGUCGCUGGCUGGGAACAAGAAGCGGCGCUCCAGUCUGGGGGCCAAGAUGGUGGCCAUUGUGGGAUUGUCGCAGUGGAGCAAAAGCACACAGCAGCUCAACCAGCAAGAUGGUGGAACAAAGAAACUCCGCAGCACCAUCCGAAGGAGCACAGAGACUGGCAUCGCCGUGGAGAUGAGGAACCGGGUGACGCGGCAGGGCAGCAAGGACUCCACUGACGGCAGCACCAACUCAAACAGCUCAGAUGGAACGUUUGUCUUCCCCACCACACGCCUCGGCCCUGAAAGCCAGUUCAGUGAUUUCCUGGAUGGACUCGGCCCUGCUCAGAUUGUAGGCAGGCAGACGCUAGCUACCCCCCCUAUGGGGGACGUUUAUGUCGGCAUGGUUGACCGAGGCGGGCAGCUAGAGGUGGAAGUCAAUCAGGCCAGAGGACUCACCCCAAAACCGGGCUCCAAGAACAUACCAGCAACGUAUGUAAAGGUGUAUGUGUUGGAGAAUGGAGUUUGUUUGGCCAAGAAGAAAACCAAAGUAGUGAAGAAAACACUGGACCCCACCUACCAGCAGGCUUUGUUGUUCGAUGAGAGUCCUCAGGGCAAAGUCCUACAGGUAAUCGUAUGGGGGGAUUACGGGCGAAUGGACCACAAGUGCUUCAUGGGAAUGGCCCAGAUCCUCCUGGAGGACUUGGACCUGUCUGCCACAGUCAGCGGCUGGUACAAGCUGUUCCCUACCUCUUCUCUGGCAGACCCCAGCAUCGGACCCCUCACCAGACGCCUCUCUCAGUCCUCUCUGGAGAGCGCCACCAGCCCCUCAUGCACUUAGACACACCGAACCCCCCGACAGGCAGACACUCAUGCUGUAUAUACACACCGACUGUAUCUGAAGCACACACAGGCGUAGGUACAACCGCACACCAACCCUCCAUAGAUACACAACUUUUUGUUGUCUUUUUUUUUUUUUUUUUUGAUUUCAGACUUUCACAAAAUAACACAACGUUGACACGCUUUAUGUAGCACUUUCACACACUUUAGCAUCUCACACCAGGACUCGGCAGGUGCCAGCCUGCGUUCCAACUUCCCACGCAUCCGUGGCACGACUCAUCCAGGGCACAUCCCCGGCGCCGCUCUCUAAACUCUCUAUGCCAAACGACGAAGAAAAACUUUAUUUUUUAAAAACCAAAGCAAUUGUUAUUGUUGUUCUUAUUCCUAUAGGUGGUUGGUGAACUAGCAUUCAAUAUAAAUGAUUGAAAUGUAGCAGAGUCUAUGACUUAGAUGUAAUGCAAAAAAAAAAAAAAAAGAUUUAUUCUCCACUCAACUUAGAACAAACACACGAACAAACCCACAGGAAAACCACAUGAUGGCUGUCAUGUGAGGUAGCAGCACUGCUGUUCAUUUUUACAGGGCAGAGUGUGUGUAUCUAUGUGUAGACCUAUACAUAAAUACAUACAUGUCAAAUAUAAAUACUUAUAUAUCAUUAUAUUUGAAUAAUAAUUUGAAUAAGCUGCAUGUUUUGCUUGCGAGAUAUUUUCAAGUAUUUUUUAUUUCCUUGCUCUAUGUGAUCGGAGCGCUCUUGUUGCUCGGUUUUUGUUUGGAAAAAGGAAAAAAAAGUAAGGUUUCAGUGGCGAUCAUCUGUUGCACACUCUGUUACCAGCACUUUGGCUUUGCUCGGACCUCCAGUUGAGUUACCCGUCAUGAGUUCUACUUCCUGUUUGAUGAAGGAGGAAGGGAGAUGGUGAGUCAGCACUUCUCUGUAUCGGCGUAGACAUAACCCUUCUCUCUAAUCUCUUACUAAUAUGCCAGUAUUAGUUGGUAACCUGCCAUUUGAUGGUAGCUUUCCUUGUUUCAGGUGCAAUAUGUCAAUAAAAUAAACUUUAGAGCUCUAAUUUAUAUUUUGUUAAGCAUUACAGUUUGUUUUUGAAUCGCACUUUAUUGUAAAUUUGUAAAAAUUAUUGAUUAGUAAGAAAGCACUUCCUUGUCUAAUUUUUUUUUUUACCUGCGUUGCACAUUUUAGUAACUUUGCAUGAAAAUAUUAUUAUGAUUUUAAAUUCUAAGUUUGUUAUGAAGAUGCUGCACUUCUUUUUCAUCUGCUCAUCAUCAUCUACACUUUAUUCAUAAAAACAACUUUUUAUUUAAAUACAGUCUAACACAAAUGUGUAAAAAGUGUUCAAAUAUUUGAUAUUUAUACCAUUUUUACUCAAAAGAGACAAUUAACGACAAACUUCAUUUUUUAAAAUAAUUUUACGUCCAAGCUUUUUGAGACCUGUCAGCUGUUCUGGCUGAACUUUCUCUUCUUGAUUAAGAUUUUCUGUCACUAGAUGCUUUUUUGUAAGGGUUUAAAUCCAGUUAAAACUAACAGUAAACUUAACAUUAGAUUAAUCUUGUAUUUAUGCAGGAACAACUUCACACAACCUCUUGUAUUGGACUUUUAAUUAUAGUAUUUGUGCCCCCCAGGAGCCACCUUAAAAUUGUAAAUGGCAGCUUAUUGCAUCAAAAAGUGGAAUUCAAAAUAUUUCUUAAAUAAAAAUUUUUCUCUAAGAAUUAUUUUAUCAUUUUUAUUUUAAUAAAUUAUUAAUUACGAUGAAAAACUAUGAACAGUUCAGUUUGGCCAUCCUUUUUCUUAUUAAAAAGACACAUUAAGAGAUGUUUUAAUAAUUUACAUUAGUUCUUACUUUGUUUCAAAUGUGCUAAAGUGUUUAAUUAUAUUAAUAAAAAUAAGAAUAAAGUCAUAAAAUUGUUUUAAAAAAGUUUUACAUCAUUAAAGUUUUGAGAAAAAAGUUGUAACUUAACAAGAAGAAAGUCCUGGGUCUUCAAAUAAAACCCCAUAUUUUGUGUUUUAAAUGUUUUUUAACAAAAACAAUUCGACAUUAAAUAGUUUAUUAUAAGUUAGAGACAAUUCAGAAAAAAUGGGAUUUACUUAUUAAAAAUUAAUUUCAUGAAAUUAAGACUUUUUAUAAAAAGCAUAACUUUUUCUCGUAAAAUUGUGAAUCUUUAAACUAUAAAUUUUCAAUUUUAUUUUUAUAUAUUGUUAACUUUUUUCUCGUAAUCGUACACCUUUACUCUUGUAAAUGGUUGACUUUUUUUCUUAUAGUUUUGCAACUGGAUUCUCAUAUUUUGUUUAAUUUUCUCUUUAAUAGUGGCCCUACACACUCCGUCGUAAUAAAGGUAUCGUCAAAUAAUUUUUGAUGUUCCCAUUUUUUUUUAAAUCAAAAAUGAAGCAAACACAUGUUAAUUGAUCAAAUUCAUUUACUAGGAGUUCUUCUUAGACAUAAGGGUUAUCCGGAAGUAGUUUAUGAAGGCUGUGUAGCUCAAAUAGGAACAUCAAAAAUAUUUGUUUUUCUACAGUUAGUUAGAAGUAGUUACAGAACUCAAUAAAGAAAUAAAUUAGUCCUUUUUCCCAUCUUUUCAUUUUUUAGUUUUAAUUUAAAAAACGAAUGAGACACAGUGGGGGUGGAACUAGUUUUAGGAGCAUAAGAAUACUUUUCACCAGCAAGCAGUAGAGGUCAUAGGAUAUGGCAAGCCAAAGGGGUCAAUAAUCGGCAGGAAAAGCGCCGUAAAAAAACAGUGUAUUAACCAUGAAAAACUGUGCAAUUUUUGACCCAUUCGGCUUGCCGUAGUCUUACACCCGUGGAACGUUUAUUGCGUGCGUGGAGUUUGAUAUAUACUCGUGUGAGAGUUUUGGUUGAAAUUUUACUCCACAGUAUUUCCUCUUUCAAAAUUAAAUUAUAAAAGGUAACAUAAGCAAGUAACGGGACAAUGUAUAAACCAUUAAAAUAAAUCAAACAUUUGAUAAAAGUUCAAUUGUUCCCUGCAUAAAAAAUAAAUUUUAACUGCAGUUGAUAGGAAUUUAUUUAUUUAUUUAUUUUUUAAAUGCACUAGUUCCCUUGACAGUGUGUUUUUCUGGCCUAAAACAAGAGUCUGUCUUUUUCAUCAUUAAAAGUAAGGUAUUAUUACUUGAAUAUCCUUCUCAGAAGUAUUUUGUUUAAGCGCUUUACGUUUUAAAUGUAAAUUUAUCCUUCAUAAUGGAUUUUUUUCCAUUCAUUCAAGUUUUGUGAGGUAAAUAAUCACUUAGUUGAGUUUUUAAAAUAUCAAAUUAAGCUCAUUAUAAAACAUAGUAUAGAUCUUUUUUUUGCCAUUCUUAACUUUUAUACUUAAAUAUAUGUUUGGGUCCAUUUUUUUUUCAUUGUAAAUAUUUCAAAGUUGCUGCCAUUUUGAAUUGAUGUGGUUACUGGGGCCUUUUCAAACAGUGCUGUCGUCUGUAUCAAAUGUGGUGCUUGUUUCAUUCACUGUUUCACUCAUCUCUAGUUUUAAGUUUAUUCCUGUCUUGAAAUUACUGCACAAAGGGAAAACAUGAGGACCUAAAACCACACAGCUCAACCCUUUUUUGAAUUCUUUAAACAUACUCAGACAUUUAUGAAUCCCAUUUAGAGGUUAUAAUAAAAGCUGAUUUUGACCUUUCAAUCAAAGGACAUUAGAAAAGUUCAGUUAAAGUCAGAGUUCAGCUUUGCUGUCUGAACCUUUUCUUAUACCGAACUCCAGGCACAUAUAUAAAGUCAUUUUUUUUCAUCUUAUCAUUUACUUUUUGUUUAUUUUGAUAUAGAGGAGAAAAUAGGGACUCUUCGUUUCUACACAAAAUUCCCUCAAAGCGUCUAGAAAUUGCAAAAAAAUAUCAAAGGAAACUUGAAUUAAGUUUCCAAAUCUAUAACAUCCCCAUUGAAUGUUUUUCACUUAGUAAACUAUAAAUAUAUAUAUAUAUAUUUAUGAAGUUUUAAUGGAUCCCAUGUGAGUCCAAAUGUGUUGGAGCUUAUAUGAGAUUGCGUCCAUCUGCUGUAACUCGAUCCCCCAACAUGCUUACUUUUCAAACAAAGUGUCUGAGAUCACUGCGUGUAUAUUGAUCUAUAUCAGAUGUAUCUUAAAGCCUUUGCCAAAUGUUUCCCAAACCCUUGACUCUCUUGCAACCAAAAGAAGAAACGUCAGUAUUGCCUUUCUUCAGACGUGUAGUGCAUAUCUAUGUUUUAUUAUUCACUGUACUGUUUUGAUGGAUUUUGUGGGUAUUGACUGAAAACAUUUUGGAGUCACAUUUUUCAUAACCAUUAUGCUACGUAAGCACCGGGUAUGUGGGUUCAAAACGUGUUAAAUGGGUUCUACUUCACACUGGACUACCAAUACUAGUGCAUGUAGUCAGGCUUGGUGAGAAAUGUCAAAGUAGUGAAGAUCGUGCAAAUCGUUUUCCACGCUUUUUGUUUCACAGCUGUAAUCUGACAUAUGAAAUACUUGGUGUCUGGACGCAUACACAAACUGUAAUUAUUAAUGUCUCUGUAAUGAUUGAUCUUUAAACGAAUUACAUUUCUGUGAACUGAAAAGAAAGCUAUCCAAACGUCACUACCAAAUUUGAGUCCCUGAUUGGUUAAAGUUCAGUUGAUUUAGCUUUUGACGCACAUUCAAUCGCUGUGCAUUUUGUACAUAGAGCCUAAAACUCACCUAGCGACACGAGAACAUGAGAGUCUCGAAGCUUGAUGCUACUAAGACUUUUACUAGGAAAUAGUUAACAAAAUGCACCUCAGAGCGCGGCGUGAAUGGAGCAUAGUACUACACACUGGGGAUGUGUGGCAUGUUCAAGUACAGGUCUGUUACUAACCAAUAUUAGCGUAUGUACUCACUAUUAGAGACAUAGUGCGAAAUGUUAAAGUGGUGACCUUUCAGAUGGUUGACACCUCCAUUUUUUUUUAAAAAAGACACUAUCCAUACAUCACUACCAAAUCCGAGUCCCUGAUUGGUCAAAGUUCAACUGCUCAACCUGUUGAUGUGCGUUCAAUGGCUGUGGACUAUGUUCGAAGAGCCCAAAACUCACUUAGCGACGCAUGAAUACAAGAGUUUUGAGCACAAAAGCCCGAUACUAUGUAGACUUUUCUUUGGAAAUAGUCAACGGAAUGCAGUGUGAAUGUAGGAUAGUACUACAAAACACGAAAGAACGCACGAAACGGGUAUUCUUGAACAAACUUUAAUAUAUGGUGUUCACACAGGUGUGUUAUUAGCCAAUACUACUGUAUGUACUCGAUAUUAGAGACAUAGUGUGAAAUGUUGAAGUGGUGCAAAUCACUUUUCUUUUAAGCUCUACUCCAACAUGUAACAGCCUGACAAAGAUUUUCAAAUGGUUGGCACUUCCUUCUUUUUGAAUAAGACACUAUCUAUACGCAACUGCCAAAUCCGAGUCCAACUGAUUUAACCUGUUGACAUGCGUUCAAUAGACCAAAACUCACUUAGUGUAAACACAAGAGUUUUGAAUGCAGAAGCCUGAUACUGCAUAGACUUCCUUGGAGAUAGUCGACGGAACGCGCCUCUGAGCGCGGUGGGGAUAUAUCAUGAUGUAUCUUUUGAAAAGGACACGUCACUACCAAAUCCGAGUCCCUGAUUGGUCAAAGUUCAUCUGGUUUAACGUUUGGCGUGCAUUCAACUCAAAAUGGACUGAAAAAUUAUCGUAGCGACCCAAACAACAUUUUUGAAUGCGUAAGCCCAAACCAUGCAUAUACGUGCAUUUACUUAGACUUUUCAUUGGAAUUGGCCCCUUGAACAAGUCGACACCACCAGUGUGUAUAAAUGUGCUGUGUUUGAAAACCAGCUUUUCAUUUUGAAAUCAACCAGAACGAUGGUACCAGAACCAAUCAAUAAAUAGUCUGUUUGGUUUUUCACGCAUCACUUAAAAGAGUUCAAGCAUCAAAGACCAGAAGCUCCUGGUUCACCGUCGUUGGGAUCGAUGGACAAAAGGACCGUGUGAUCGGAAUGUAAACCACUUCAACCUGCUUGCUUUCGUGUAAAAACCCUCAUGCCGAAAGCACAACAUGCAUCAUGAUUUCUGUGCCAAGAGUGUGUUUUAUUUUUGUAAGGACAGAGAUAUUAUCGAAAGGAGGAUGUAGUUAGAAAGGCAGCGUGGGCUAGACCUGCCUUUAGAUUUUUUUGCAAAAAUUGAGGGCUUGUUCAGUGUACAAUGGCCUUAUUUGUUGUGGGAGGCAUUGCUUCACUAUAGUAGCACACAACUGAGAGUUUUGAAAAAUGUAUUUUGCUUGGAGGUUCUAUUUGUGUAUAGUUUUAUGAAUGUAUUUCUAAACCCUGUCACCAUGGCGGUACAGUUGUUCUGUCAUCCUGUUUGCUCUGACUUUUCCGGGUCGGUCUCAGAUUGCCCACACUGUAACUGUACUGUAAACUGUAUAUGUCUUAUACUUUGUGUCCUGAAAGGACAGCUCUGCAGUAGAAACAAGCAUGACUCCCUCGUGGCAAAACUGCAUUUUUAUUAAUUUUGUUUGCCGGUGACUUUAAAGUGUUGAUGCUGUUUCCUCCCCAGUGCAGAUUUGAACUUCUCAAACUGGUCCAUCAAGCUAAUAUUUGUACUUUGAACAAGGAGAUGUUUGCAGCAUGGUUUCUCGAAUGAAUCUCUUGUAUUUAAUCUCUACGAGUGCAAAUAGAAAGACACUCAACGAGAAAAAGAUUCGUCCAAAGUGCUGUAUCUUUACGUAGCAUGAAGUUAAGCUUUACAUUUUAUCAAAUACUUCCUCUGGCAAUAAUUAUCGACUGUAGCCCAGAAUGGUGCCAGCGCUCUUCCUCGGUCACCGGAGCUGGAAAUGUGUGAUCAGCUGAGCCACCAGGAUCAAUAACCAGAUUUCAAAUUUCAGGAGGUAUUAUUAAGCAUGCAAUGAGAUUUACCCUCUCAGAUUUGAUCAAAAUUGAACAAAUUGUUUUUAGAAACUGCAUGCCUUUUGCCAUACUGACGAGAGCAGCAAAGAUGCUUUUUUUGCUGCUUGCCUGUUCUCAUCAAAGUCUCUAAAGGCAGAUUAUAACAGCAUACGUUUCAUAUGUAGCCACUUUGUCCUGUUCGUCAUCUGUCAAAGUGUUCCAAGUGGCCCCGCCCCCUCAGCUCUGUCAACACAACCUUCAAACCGAGAAAAGGAAAACAACUCAACUCGAGAUCUGACUUAAACAUUUUUGUCACGAUUUAUCGGACCACAAGCACAUGUAAUUUGAUGUUGGUUGUCGUGUCUUAACUGGCCUUAAACUUUCCACUGAAGAGUGUUUGCAAAGCAAAAGGGGCAAAGCGUAACACGACUGCUACACAGAUCUGGGGUAUGGCAACGAAGAAAAAGGGAGUUGUGAUUUUUUUUACCUGUGCUUUGUAACUGUUUUCUAUGUGCAGUAUUUGAUAAUGUAAAACUGGUAUUUUUGUGGUUUGUACGCUGCGAAAUUGAUUACUUAAGGUGCACGUAGUUUUAUAAGAAAAUGGAACAAAACUAAAAAAAAAAGGAAAACAAAAGAAAAAAAAAAUCUGACUCGGAAACCUGUAUUUGCAUGCCCUUUGACAUCUGGACGCAAAGUCAAUAAAGUUUAUUUGAAUCACAAAAA
Messenger RNA from Oryzias melastigma (Indian medaka), 8820 nucleotides. RefSeq names its product regulating synaptic membrane exocytosis 3 (gene rims3). Lineage: Eukaryota; Metazoa; Chordata; Actinopteri; Beloniformes; Adrianichthyidae. The transcript has 7 exons. The coding region runs from base 41 to 1255 and encodes 404 amino acids. Gene Ontology annotation, cellular component: presynaptic membrane; cytoskeleton of presynaptic active zone. Gene Ontology annotation, biological process: calcium ion-regulated exocytosis of neurotransmitter; positive regulation of synaptic transmission; regulation of membrane potential. Gene Ontology annotation, molecular function: small GTPase binding; transmembrane transporter binding. The record is from RefSeq and is a predicted model, not a curated record.